AUGGUAUCCAACAGCUUCCCUGCUGCUGAACACAGCGUCAUGAUGAUUUCUGAGGAAGUAAGUGCAAUAAUCCAAGGUGAAAUCCCGGUCAAGAGACCUGAUCCGGGCAGUUUUGUUCUAGAUUGUUCCAGCGUAAACCUCAUGCCACACUCUAUUGCGAUAUCCUUGGGAUACGACGAGUUCAAACUUACCAAAAUAACUUUGGUUCUUGCCGAUAAAUCCGUUAGAGUACCUGAGGGAGUACUUGACGACGUGCCAAUACUGAUUAAUGACUGUCACGUACCAACGGAUUUCGUGGAGCUGAAAUACAAGAAUGAACCAAAGGAUCCCCUCAUUUUUGGUAGACCAUUUCUAGCUACAGCUGGUGCGAUCAUCGAUGUCAAGGAAGGUAGGAUAUGUCUAAACAUUGGAAACAAUCUGAUGACCUUCGACAUGGAUAAGCUGAUAAGACGACCUUUAAUCGAUAAACAAACUUCCUACGUGGAUUAUAUUUGUGAGUUGGCUGAAGAAUCUUUCAUAAACCUGUGCUCAGAUGAUCCCCUGGAAAAAGUACUCACGUCUAGUGACGAAGAAACAAUUAUUAUUGACAGCAGAGAUGAGGAAUACACACGAUUGAUGGACGCAAGUAUGGAAGUAGCGAAUGUUGAUGACACAGAGGAUGACACUUCGGAAAUAAACGUCGAUCGAUAUUUGGAAAAAGCUAUCGAUCGACAACCAUCUCCCUCAGAAGAUUGGGAUCCCGAAAAAUCAGCAAAGAUUGAGUUAAAGCAACUACCCGCUGGACUCAAAUAUGCUUUUCUCUAUAAAAAUUCCUACCCCGUAAUCGUGAAUGCCAACCUGACUAAUGGAGAACUUGCUUUGUUAUUAAACAAAUUACAAAAAUAUAGGAAAGCCCUCAGAUACUCUCUUGAGGAUAUCCCUGGUAUUUCUCCAGACCUGUGCAUGCAUCGGAUUCACCUUGAAGACGAUUCAAAAUCGUCAGUGGAGCACCAGAGGUGGCUAAACCCAAACCUGAAAGAAGUUGUUAAAAAGGAAAUAAUCAAGCUUCUAGAUGUAGGGGUUAUUUACCCAAUUUCGGAUAGCAAUUGGGUUAGCCAUGUGCAUGUCGUACCAAAAAAUGGCGGAAUCAUUAUGGUGAAGAAUGAUAAAAACGAGCUCAUCCCUAUGCGAACUGUCACCGGACAUCGGAUGUGCAUCGACUAUAGGAAGUUAAACUCUGCCACAAGGAAAGAUCACUUCCCCUUACCCUUCAUUGAUCAAAUGUUGGAAAGAUUGGCAAAUCACCAAUAUUAUUGUUUUCUUGACGGUUAUUCCGGAUUUUUCCAAAUCUCUAUAUAUCCUGACGAUCAAGAAAAGACCACUUUUACAUGCCCUUACGGAACAUUCGUAUACCGCAGGAUGCCUUUUGGUCUUUGUAAUGCUCCCGCCACUUUCGAACGCUGCAUGAUGUCGAUCUUCACAGAUGUGAUAGAGGAUUUCAUGGAAGUUUUUAUGGACGAUUUCUCUGUGUAUGGAUCCAGUUUCAAACACUGUCUCGAUAACCUAUGUAAAGUCUUGGCAAGAUGUGAAGAAAAGAACCUCGUUCUGAAUUGGGAAAAAUUCUACUUUAUGGUUAACGAUGGGAUCGUCCUAGGACAUAAAGUGUUCGCUGCUGGCAUAGAAGUCGAUCGGGCGAAGAUUGAGGUAAUGACCGGCUUGCUUGCACCCACGAACGUAAAAGACGUGAGAAGUUUUCUUGGGCACGCCGGAUUUUACAGGAGGUUCAUACAAGAUUUUAGCAAAAUCGCUAGACCUCUCACUUCCCUCCUCUGUGAAAGUCUGCAUCGGGAAGUGCACACAGUCGAAAAAGGUUCAAGGAGCAGACCUUGGUACGCUGAUAUAGUGAACUAUCUAGCUGUUGACAUAGAACCCGAGGAGCUGAGAGGGUAUAAACGGAAGAAGUUUUUAAGAGAAGUAAUGAGAUAUCACUGGGACCAACCAUAUCUCUACAAGCACUACUCUGAUGGGAUAUAUAGGCGCUGCGUCGCCAAAACUGAAAUAUCCGAUAUUUUAUUCCAAUGCCAUGGAUCCGACUAUGCUGGAACUUUUGCAACCUUUAAAACGAUGUAUGAAAGGAGGACGAAGCAGAGGUUCGACGUCGGCGGCAGCAGCACAGCUCCGCCACUACCACCGGUUCGCGACCAGUACCCUUGGCCGCACGAGCGCGAAGACGAACCUAUCCCACUCUUUGACCACUUCGAGGACGCACACAAAGCAGCGAAGAGCUCGACAUGUAGAAACCGUGCGAUCGAGGAUACUUGGGACGACUAUGACAGAAUAUUCUACAAUGAGUGGCUAGUCCCUCUCUCGACUCUCUGCACUAUCUAUGGGUUCAAGUACGAGCGUCAGCGCGCCAUCGUACCCGACUUCGUAGGGAUCUCGACAUUUUGGGGGUACAUAGCCACCGGCUUCUUCGACUCCGCCAAGACUCUUCAGACGGACAUCAGUCAUCUAACUCUGCGCUACUUCAUGAAGGUCCUUGCCAACAGUCUGUUGUGCAAGAUGGAACCUAGUAAGGUUCGGGUGCAGGUGCUCACAUUUGUCUAUUACGCGGUGAGGAGUUUGGUUCACAGGGAGGACAUCGAGGAGCCCGCAGACGACAUGUGGCCCAACAUUGGAGCCGUAUUUGCUGAGCAUCUGGUCAAGCUCAAGAUGAAGCCGUUCCAGUCAAAGGGAAGGAAGAAGGAGAUGGUCGGACGCCUACUUACCCCGAUUUUCAUACAUUGCGGAGUCCCGUUAGACGAUGCCGAGAAGGAUGAUCGGAUCGUCUACAUGGAUGCAGCGCAUCUCAUAAGCACUCAGUGGCUCAAGGAAGACCGCGACUGGUGCUUCAGGGAUGAGAACGGCACGCACUUGGUGAGGCUGCCACUUCGACCAUGGCCUCACAAGCAUUCAGUUCCGCCCUAA
Molecule: messenger RNA, 2946 nt
Organism: Brassica oleracea var. oleracea
Lineage: Eukaryota; Viridiplantae; Streptophyta; Magnoliopsida; Brassicales; Brassicaceae
Exons: 5
Coding region: 1-2946 (981 amino acids)
Source: RefSeq, a predicted model, not a curated record